ACUCGCACCACCACCACCUCUUGAAUCAAGCGCAAACCCCCGCAAGUACCACCACCUCGCAGCAGAUGCCCCAUCAUUAGCUCCCACAAUCCAAAUCCAAAACUCACCCACCCCCUCCUCACUCCCCCUCGCACGGCGCGCGACGGCCGCCAUGACGACCGGAUCCGACGCCCCGCCGCCACCAGGCUACGCCCACGGCCCGCCGUCCUACCCGCAGCGCCGCCCGCACUACGGCGGCGCCGGCUCGCCCUCCUACGGCUCCUCCUCCGCCUCCCUCCGCGGCUGCUGCUGCUGCAUCUUCAUGCUCGUCAUCUUCCUCGCCCUCCUCGCCCUCGCCGUCGCGCUCGUCGUCAUCCUCGCCGUCAAGCCCCGCAAGCCCCACUUCGACCUCAACCAGGUCUCCGUUCAGUACCUCCUCGUCGCCCCGCCCUCCGCCGCCGCCGCCGCGCCCGCCGCCGCCUACCUCUCCCUCAACAUCACGCUCCUCUUCACCGCCGCCAACCCCAACAAGGUGGGCAUCCGCUACGGCGCCACGGCGCUCGACGUCAUGUACCACGGCGUGCCGCUCGGGGUGGCCGCCGUGCCCGGGUUCGAGCAGCCCGCGCACAGCACCCGCCUCCUCCAGACCCGCGUCGUCGUCGACCGCUUCAACGUCCUCCAGUCCGACGCCCAGGACCUCAUCCGCGACGCAUCCCUCAACGACCGCGUCGAGCUCCGCAUCACCGGCGACGUCGCCGCCAAAAUCCUCCUCCUCGGCUUCUCCUCCCCGAAAGUACAGGUGUCGCUGGAUUGCGCGAUCGCCAUCAGCCCCAGGAGGCAGUCCGUGACGUACAAGCAAUGCGGCGUCGACGGGCUCAGCGUGUAGGAAGCAACCAAGCCAACCUCCUCCUCGCCGCCGCCGCCGCCGCAGCACGGCCGCCGAAGGAAGCUGGACUACUGCUAUAGUCUAAUUAAUUAUUACUGCAGAUGAUAGAUAUGUGGAUGGGAAGGAACCUGUGCGCCGAUUCUAAUCGGGUCCUGAUUCCUCACUGUGUGCGUGCGUGGGGGCCUGGUAAAUUUCGAGCUCUCCCCUUAGCCUUAGACGAUCGCGCUGAUUUUUGUGAAUUACCGGAUGCCAUUACUAGUGAGUAUAUGAAUUGCUAGUGUGAUUGAAUCACCAUGGUUAUUAGUUCUA
Lolium perenne is the source of this 1174-nucleotide messenger RNA. RefSeq lists its product as uncharacterized. Gene Ontology annotation, biological process: response to desiccation; defense response to other organism. The record is from RefSeq and is a predicted model, not a curated record. Gene Ontology annotation, cellular component: plasma membrane. NCBI's taxonomy places the organism in Eukaryota, Viridiplantae, Streptophyta, Magnoliopsida, Poales, Poaceae.